ACAGAUCAGAUCUCAUCUCUUCAUUCUCAAAAAAAUAAAUAAAAAAAAUCUUGUUCCACCUCAACAGUACAAUAAUGGCGAAAGUUGCAGGACUAUUGAACCUUCUUGUUGUGGUUUCCGCGGUUCUAUUCUUGGCAGGCUACUGUGCGGCGCAAGAGGCGGCGGCGUCAGGGGGGAAAACAGAGGUGAGUGACGUGAAGAGCAACGCGGAGGUUCAAAAUCUGGGGAGGAAAGCCGUAAUGGAGUUCAACAAGCGGCUGAAUGUGAAGGUGAAUCCUGAGAACAAUGCGAAGAGGCUGGUGUUCACGGAGGUGAUCAAGGCAGAGAAGCAGGUGGUGGCCGGAGAGAAGUACUUCCUCACCAUCAAGGCCACCUCCGAAGAUGGCCAGACCAAGACGUACGAAUCCGAGAUGUGGGUCAAGCCCGGUGAUGAGACUGUUCAUGAGAUGCUCAACUUUGCACCCGCCGCCGCCGCAUAAAAUUGAUAUUUUUUUUUUCUGGUCAGUCCGUCGCGCCGUGGCGUGGCGGAUGGUAUUUUGUGAUACAUGCAUGCAUGCGUAGUAGGUAGUGUAGUAGUCCCCGGCCGGCAGGGACGGAGCUACAUGUAUUGUGAAGGGGGCCGUGGCCCCCCCCACCCAACCCAAUAGAUUUUACUAUUAUAAUACAUGGUUUUUUUUAAAGUUAUUAUAAUACAUGUUUUGGCCCCCCUCCUUAAAACAUUUGUCCAUUUCUUACCUCGAGCCUCCCAAUAAUUCAGCAAAUUCUUAUUUAUAUUAUUAUAUAUUUGUGGUAUUGGGUCCCUUAUGUGGCAUUUAUUAUAUUCAAAUGCCGUUUGGGAGACAACAAUGUAUGAGGAAUGCCACACUUUUUUACAAUAAUUUCCACUCUCAUUCUCUUUUUCAAGACCCACUUGUAUUUUUUUUCAGAUUUUUUUGAAAGUCGUAGUUUUUUUUUUUUCAAAUUAAAGACCCACUUGUAUCUUCAACUCUCAAUUUUAUUAAUUUUAUUUGGCAGUAGGCUGCAAGCAGAAAAUGAGGAGAAACACCAUUUUUCUUCUUUCUUUCGCUCGGCAAGAACAAAGAAAACCAUCUUCCUUUUGCUUCAUUCUCCAUUUUUUUGUCAGAGUUCAUUUUUUCCUUGCUUCAUUCUCCAUUUGUUUGUCAGAGCUCAUUUUUUCCUUGCUCCGCCGUGGAUUUGUUAAGUUCGUGGGUGCUGUCUUCAUAAAAUAUUUUGAAGGUCAAUUUGUAUUUAUUACAAGCAUUUUU
This is a messenger RNA of Ipomoea triloba (trilobed morning glory), 1265 nucleotides long. Its product is annotated as cysteine proteinase inhibitor B-like. The transcript has a single exon. Gene Ontology annotation, molecular function: cysteine-type endopeptidase inhibitor activity. The record is from RefSeq and is a predicted model, not a curated record. Bases 75 to 479 code for a protein of 134 amino acids. NCBI's taxonomy places the organism in Eukaryota, Viridiplantae, Streptophyta, Magnoliopsida, Solanales, Convolvulaceae.